Molecule: messenger RNA, 2901 nt
Organism: Cladocopium goreaui
Lineage: Eukaryota; Dinophyceae; Suessiales; Symbiodiniaceae
Source: the annotation of a GenBank genome assembly
AUGGCUACGCAAUCUCCACAAGGUUCACCCUAUGGAUCUCCUCAUGGACAAGCACCAGGAGUUCCAUCACAAGGCUUUCAAGCUGCAUUUCCUCAAGGGACUGGCCUAUCCGAGAUGGCUGAGUUGGCCAGAGCAGCUAUCAAUGCAGCAAACAAUGCUGCUGAAGCCGCAAGAGCAGCUACACAGGCUUCAAGCUCUACAAGUGAGAAGAAAAGGGACCUCUACCACCUGAUUCCAGACCAGCAACUUUCUCGCCAUCAGACCCUGCACAAGAGGAACAUAGACAAGAGCAACGGUCUAGAGGCCCUGAGACAGCUGGUGAUGAAUUGCCAACCUAAGGUGGUCAGACUGGAGGAGCACUUUACCCAGUUUGAGAAGCUGGGUGGUAAGCUCACAGACGAGAUGUGGGCGGCUGUGCCCUUGAAGUGCAUCUCGGGACCUUUGAAAGUUCACUUGAACUUGUCGCUGAAUGAAUCCUCCAGCUAUGCCAAGAUCAGAGAGGUCAUUCGAGCCUAUGACACCGCCACUGCACGUUUGUUCAGAUGCAACCAUCACUUCAUUCCCUUUGCAGCCUCUCCAAGACUCUACUGGUACUAUGCCUAUGAAGGAGAUCAGAAAGGAUCCAAUGAGAAAGGCAAGGGCAAAUCCAAGACCAAGGAGGUUGGAGUUUGCUACAAUUGUGGCCGUCCUGGACGCAUGGCAAAGGACUGCUGGAGGAUCAGGCAGGUUGGAAGUCCAGACCCAUCUGCCACAGUUGUGAGCCAAGCCACAGCCCAAGAGAGUUUGGGACCUUCUGCAAGUCAGGUCAACGCUGGUUUGUCUGUGAAGAGGAUUACCUCGAGUUCAGAUGGAGGCCAAGCUGCGUCUCACGAGACUUUUGACUUGAGAUCGACAGGAGCUUCAAGCUGGGAGCAUGUGAAAAAUGAGGAUCAGCAUGUGAGAAUGGUGAAAUUCUUUUACAUCGAUGAGGUGGGCAAGGGUGAGGUGACCAUCAUCAUCGACAGUGGAGCUGAUGCGCAGGUGUUUCCAAUUUCGAUGAUUCACUGUGGCAAGAGCCAUGAUGGCCAAGCUGUUGCCCUUCAAGAUGCCCAGGGUCGUCAAAUCCCUGUUGCUGGCCAGAGGUCGAUUGCAGUUGUGUUGGAGGACGUGAAUGGAGCUGAGAUUGAAUUCCUCGACAAUGUGAUCUUUUCAAGUGAGAUCACGCAGCCGAUCUUGAGCUAUGGGCGCCUGAUGCAUGCAGGCUGGAGCAUCUGCGCUGAGUCCAAAUGCCUCAGGAAUGGUGCCUUCGAGAUCCCGGUGGAGCUGCAAAACCACAGUUUGGUGGUGAAAGGCCAUGUCAGAGCCAUCAACUCUGUGGCCAUGCCAUGCUCAUUUCGAGCAGUCAAAGCAGAUUUGACUGAAGGUUUGCAGAACUAUGUGGACAACGCUUUUGGAUGGAGCAAGGAAGGCAGUCGAUGGACGACGCUCAUCAAGAAGAACCAGGAGUGGCUCAUGGUGGAGUUCUGCGAGCGCGUCACUGAGAUGUUGGAUCCAGAGCUGCCUAUUGAUGACGUUGAGAACAUGUGCUUUUCAGCUGAAGAUGGAAGAGCGUUGGAGGAGCUGGAAGCUCUUGAGAUGGAGAUUCAGCCUUACCUGGACAUCCCCAUGGAUGAGGAGUUGGAAAGGCGUGGGGCUGAAGUGGCUCUACAUCCUGAAGCUCAAGCUGAUGCAGGGGAAGUUCACGGUGAUGAUGGACCAGGAGCUCAUCAACCUUGUGACGGUGGAAGAGUUCAGGAUCCACCACUGGAAGUUGAACCUUUGCAGGAAGUCCAGAUUGUGGUCGGUGAAGUGGUCCCUGCACAGAUUGAGGUGGAUGGGCAAGUUCUGACAACGCUGGUGAAAGCCCCAAGUGACCAGGAGAAGGAGCUGCACGCUCUCACUCAUACGCCCUAUGCUGCGUGGUGCCCUGCAUGCCUCAAACACAGAGCACGCCCUGACCAACACCGCAGAUCUGGAACUUCACAUGAUACUCCUGUUCCAGUGGUGUCAAUGGACUUUGCGGUGACCAAGAAGAAGGAUGGAUUGGAUCCAAACCCUGAAGGAGCCGCUGAUGACAAAGGAGCUCUAUGGCUAGUUCUCACUGACCGCCACGCAGGGUACUUGGGAUGCAUUCCAAUCCAGUCCAAGGGUCAGCUGCACUACAUGACCCAUGAAGUGUUGAGCUUCGUCCAGGGCCUUGGAUACUCAGAAGUUGGCUUCUAUGGCGACAAUGAGCCAUCGAUCAGGCAGAUCUUGAAGACUAUCAUCACCUCCAGACAUGCCCUUGGAUUGAAGACCAGGAUCUACACCACAAAGGUGAAAGACUCAGCUGGCAAUGCUUUGGCUGAGAACGACAUCCAGAGGAUACGUCAACUGGCAUGCACACUGGUCGAGGAUGUCUGUGAGAGAACUGGCCUGGUGUUCCCCUGUGAGCAUGCCAUCUGGAGUUGGGCUGGACGUCGUGCAGCUUGGUGUUUGAAUCGAUAUCAGGUUGGCAAGUCCUUAACGGCGGCCUACGAGGUGACCCACGGCAAGAAGUACGCUGGUAAAACAGCAUGCUUUGCAGAACCAGUCUAUGCAUACUGCAAAGGACGUGGGAAGGCCGAUGCGACAUGGAGAGUUGGGCUGAUGCUUGGGAAAACGGAGGCCCAGGAUGCUUGGGUGAUUGGAGAUGGAGUGGACGUUAUGCUCAGCAGAAGCAUCAGAAGAGUGGAUCAUCCAUGGAGCCGCUUCUUGGCAUACUACUCAGGGCUCCAGACUCACAGCUUUGUCUACCAGACCAACUUUGGUGGAAGAAUCGCGCCGACCAAACACAAGGUCAUUCCUCAGCGCCAAGAUGGAAGACUCCUUCCAAAGAUGAGUGAAGUGGAGGAGAUACGCUGA